AUGCAGAUUGAGGUUGGAUCGCGAUUGCCGGUGCGCAAAGCAGAGCCAACCGGCUUUGUAUGGCAGAAAGCAGAGAUCAUCAGCACGCGGACGGCUGCAGACGGGUCGCAGAGCUACUAUGUGCACUUUGUCGAUUUCAACAAGCGACUGGACGAGUGGGUUGGCUUUGAUCGUCUGGACACGAGCAAGAUUGAGCCGCCCAAGCCGCCCGCAACGCUCGACAAGAGCAAGACAGGGCCUGGAAGUGGCCGCGGAAGUGCAAGUGCUGCUCAGCGCAAGCGCAGGGUCGAGGAAGAUCCGGUCCAGCUCACCCCAAACAAGCUCACCGCACUGCAACACGCAAACAGUGUCGGUCCCGACCUCGCUGCGUCGCGUGCCGACACUCCACUUGGGACUGAUGGAGAGCUCCGAUCUUCCGAGAUUGAUCCCGCAACUCCACUUCCAAUCUCGUUUGGCGCAGCUGGCCUUGCAGAGGCUGGGACGGCCUCCAGUACUGCGCCAGGCACGCCAGGCGUUGAGGGAGCCAACAAUCUGUCGGCCGGCGGAUCGAUGCGGCGCGGUCCGCCAAUGACGGGGAGCAUCUGGUCGUCCGACGAUGUUGUUACCCGCAUGAAAAACAUUGAUCUCAUCGAGAUGGGUCGCUUUCAAGUGCGCCCCUGGUACUUUUCGCCCUAUCCAGAAGAGCUCACCAAAGGCCCCAUUCUGUACAUUUGCGAGUUCUGCCUCAAGUAUCAGCCGACCAAGACUGCGUUUUUGAGGCACAAGGACAAGUGUGGGUUGCGUCACCCGCCCGGCAACGAGAUUUAUCGCAAGGACACGCUUUCUGUCUUUGAAAUUGACGGCCGCAAACAUCGGAAUUACGCACAAAACCUGUGCUUGUUGGCAAAGCUCUUCCUCGAUCACAAAACCCUGUAUUACGACACAGAUCCGUUUCUGUUCUACAUCAUGUGUGAAAUUGACGAUCGAGGGUCUCAUCUCGUUGGCUACUUUUCCAAGUCCUCCGAAGACUAUAAUGUUGCCUGUAUUCUAACAUUGCCGCAGUAUCAAAGGAAGGGCUAUGGCCGCCUUUUAAUCGAAUUUAGCUACGAACUCUCCAAGAUUGAAGCCAAGGUUGGAAGCCCAGAAAAGCCAUUGUCUGACUUGGGUUUGCUCAGUUAUCGGAGCUACUGGUCGUUCGCCAUUCUCGAAACGCUGCGCAACUAUCAGGGCAGCAUGGCCAUUGCUGAUUUGAGUGCGUACACGUGCAUCAAGCGGGAGGACGUGCUGAGCACCCUCCAGCAUUUGAAUCUCAUCAAGUACUACAAGGGCCAAUACGUGAUUGUCAUUCCCGUGGAAAUGGCGGAAGCCCACGACAAGCAAGCGGCCAAACUCAAAGUCCGCAUUGACGACCAGUGUAUCAUCUGGCAACCAAUCGACUGGGUCAAACGUGGCAAGUGGUAG
This is a messenger RNA of Capsaspora owczarzaki ATCC 30864, 1440 nucleotides long. Its product is annotated as histone acetyltransferase Tip60. Gene Ontology annotation, molecular function: histone acetyltransferase activity. Bases 1 to 1440 code for a protein of 479 amino acids. The record is from RefSeq and is a predicted model, not a curated record. NCBI's taxonomy places the organism in Eukaryota, Filasterea, Ministeriida, Capsasporidae. Gene Ontology annotation, biological process: regulation of DNA-templated transcription. The transcript is spliced from 7 exons.